Balaenoptera musculus (blue whale) is the source of this 626-nucleotide messenger RNA. RefSeq names its product WAP four-disulfide core domain protein 15A-like. Gene Ontology annotation, cellular component: extracellular region. Gene Ontology annotation, molecular function: peptidase inhibitor activity. Lineage: Eukaryota; Metazoa; Chordata; Mammalia; Artiodactyla; Balaenopteridae. The record is from RefSeq and is a predicted model, not a curated record.
AUGAAGCUGAGCGGCCUCCCGGCGCCCACUGUGGUCUUCCUCCUGCUCUUUCUCCACUUGGCACAGCCUGGAUUCCGCAAGGCUAUCAGGAAACCCGGCUAUUGCCCAGAUUUUUUUCUUUCGUGCCCUUUCAUCCUCUUACCUCUGUGCCGGCGCGAUAGAGGUUGCAGUGGGUCCAAGAGGUGUUGUGUCUACAACUGCAGAUGUCAGUGUACGGAGCCGUGGCCGACUUUGGACUGAGGUAGAAACCCCUCCUUAACCAGGCUUGAGAAUAUGCUGGGGAGCCCAGUCUCAGACUUGGAUAACUGAGCUCCAGUUCUUCCCUGCUUACCUCAUUCCCAAGACUUCCUUUUAUCAAGAGUUAAAUGCUUCUUCAUAUGAAAAUGACACAAAGAAAUAAAGUGUUAUGUAUUUAAAACUACAUGAAAAUCUAUGACUCCUGAGUCUCUCUCCUCUCCCCCGCCCCCUUUCUCUGUCUUCAGCCUUUGGUGGGGGACCCUUUAGGGUUUGUAAGAAAGAAUGGGGUUACUGUUUCACAUUUAGUCUUGACCAGUUCCUGCACUUCUGUUUUUCUGAUAGGUUUUUAAUGUCUCCUGACACUCAGAUUCUCUGUUCAUUAAAUUCUC